This is a messenger RNA of Beta vulgaris subsp. vulgaris (sugar beet), 2233 nucleotides long. Its product is annotated as pentatricopeptide repeat-containing protein At4g02750. The record is from RefSeq and is a predicted model, not a curated record. NCBI's taxonomy places the organism in Eukaryota, Viridiplantae, Streptophyta, Magnoliopsida, Caryophyllales, Amaranthaceae. Gene Ontology annotation, biological process: RNA modification. Bases 515 to 2230 code for a protein of 571 amino acids. Gene Ontology annotation, molecular function: protein binding; RNA binding. The transcript is spliced from 2 exons.
AUUUUAGCUUUUUAUAUGCAGCCUUUGAGACUUCAUUUAGCUUUUUAUUUUUUUAAAAAAAGUCUUACAAUAAUGUUUUGUAUAAGUCGAUUUUACUCGAGACGCGCUAAAAUUUAAGAACCUAAUCAGUAACAAAUUCCUCAUAUUUCAAUUGAAUAAGUUCACAGAUUAUUGGACGGCUUUUGGUUUGUAGGUAACAUAAAUUAUUUGAAAGCAUGGAAGAAAAGUUAGAUCCACAAAAAAUUAGUUCCUUAAGAAAUAAGAAGAGUAGAAAGGUUAUUGAAACCAAAUUUUCCUAACACAAAAAACCAGUCCUUAACUCCUUAUUGGUAGGGGGGAAGUAUUAGAAAUGAACGCUAGAAUUGAUAUAGAGUUACAGGGACUCAGAAAACACUAUUCUAAUAUUCUUACUAAAUGCUAUGAAAUGCUGGUUCAAUCAACCCAUCAUUUUUGUUGCUAAAUGCUAUGAAAUGCUUGCUUUUCUGCCACUUUUGGACAACCUUCUAUUAGCGCAAUGCAGUGCUUAAUCCGGCUAGUCUCGUGCCUUCGUCAUACGCUGCACCAACGUAACUUGUAUUCAACUCAACAUGUCUAUGAUUGUAAUACCAAGAUUACCGCUCUUUUCAGAGCAGGGAACAUUGAGGCUGCCCGCCAACUGUUCGAUAAAAUGCCUACCAGAGAUAUUGUCACCUGGAAUGCUCUCCUUACUGGGUACUGGCAAAAUGGUUUUUUUCCUGAAUCAAAGAAAGUUUUUGAGUCAAUGCCAGAACGAAAUGUUGUGUCUUGGAAUUCUAUGGUAGCAGGUUGCAUUGAAAAUGAUAUGAUUGAUGAGGGGUUUCAGUAUUUUGGCAUGAUACCCAAAAAAAAUGUGGCUUCAUGGAAUGCAAUGAUAUCAGGUUUUGUGAAGUAUGGUAAGGUAGAGGAGGCAAUUCGGCUAUUUAGGAAGAUGCCAUACAGGAAUGUCGUAUCGUUUACGUCUAUGCUUGAUGGGUAUCUUCAGAAAGGGAUGGUUGGAGAAGCAAGGGAUUUGUUUGAUCAAAUUCCUCAAAAGAAUAGUGUUACUUGGACUGUGAUGAUCAGUGGGUAUGUUGAGAAUGCAAUGUUUUUAGAAGCUCGGGAUUUGUUUGAGCAGAUGCCAAAUAAGAGCAUUGUUGCAACGACUGCAAUGGUCACAGGAUAUUGUAAAGAGGGAAAGAUGGAGGACGCCAGGGUUUUGUUUGAUCAGCUUUCGCAAAAAGAUCAUGUUGCUUGGAAUGCUUUGAUCACAGGCUAUACUCAAAAUGGAAAUGGAGAGGAUGCUCUGAAGUUAUUCUCGGAGAUGUUUAGACUUGGUGUUCAACCUGAUAAGGCAACCUUCGUAUCUAUCCUGACAGCUUGCUCCUUUCUGACAUCCUUAAAAGAAGGUAGGCAAACUCACUCGCUCGCUGUCAAGUCUGGAUUUGGGUUAAACCUAUCUGUUUGCAAUGCCUUGUUGUCCAUGUACAGCAAGUGUGGUGGUGUUGUGGAUUCAAAAUUGGCUUUUACGGAAAUUUGCAGUCCGGAUGUUGUUUCGUGGAAUACCAUUAUUGCUGGAUUUGCACAGCAUGGUCUCUAUGAGAAAACCUGCGCACUCUUCAAUGAGAUGCGUGCAAAUGGCUUCGCUCCUGAUGGAAUAACGUUUCUUUGUAUGCUGUCUGCUUGUGGUCAUAGUGGCAAAAUAAACGAUAGUAUGGCUUGGUUUGAGUCAAUGGUGAAGGAAUAUGGAAUCUCUCCCAGGUCUGAACAUUAUGCCUGUUUGGUUGAUAUAUUAUGUAGAAAGGGCCAAUUGGAGAAAGCCUACGAAAUUAUUCUAGAAAUGCCAAUUGGAGGAGAUUGUGGUAUAUGGGGAGCUCUUCUUGCAGCUUGCCAUGUUUACUUGAAUGCAGAACUUGGGGAGUUAGCUGCAAAGAAAAUAUUGGAGUUGGAUCCUCACAAUUCCGGGGCUUAUGUGAUGUUAUCAAAUAUAUAUGCUAGAUGUGGUAUGUGGAAGGAGGUUGCCAAGGUAAGGUGUUCAAUGAAAGAGCAGGGUGUUAAGAAGCAGAGUGCAUAUAGCUGGAUAGAACUUGGUGAUGAAGUGCACAUUUUUGUGGGUUGGGGUGUUUCUCAUCCAGAGAUUGAUAAAAUUUUGUCAAAUCUAAAGCAAUUCAGCUUUCAUUUAAAGACUGCAGAAGAUGUUGCGGACUUGCUUUCGGAAGUUACCUGUUUUGGCUAGUUU